Propithecus coquereli (Coquerel's sifaka) is the source of this 2025-nucleotide messenger RNA. RefSeq names its product delta-like 3 (Drosophila) (gene DLL3). Bases 53 to 1810 code for a protein of 585 amino acids. The record is from RefSeq and is a predicted model, not a curated record. Lineage: Eukaryota; Metazoa; Chordata; Mammalia; Primates; Indriidae. Gene Ontology annotation, cellular component: protein-containing complex; plasma membrane. Gene Ontology annotation, molecular function: calcium ion binding. Gene Ontology annotation, biological process: multicellular organism development; establishment or maintenance of epithelial cell apical/basal polarity; Notch signaling pathway. The transcript has 9 exons.
GAUAUAAGGCUGCGCAGCCUGCAGCCGCGACUCCCGAGACCCCCGAAAGGCCAUGGUCUCCCCGCGGAUGCCCCGGCUCCGGUGCCAGACAGUGAUCCUAGCGCUCCUUUUCCUCCCCCAGGCACGGCCCGCUGGCGUCUUCGAGCUGCAGAUCCACUCCUUCGGGCCGGGCCCGGGCCCGGGGGCCCCGCGCUCCCCUUGCAGCACCCGGGGGUCCUGCCGCCUCUUCUUCAGAGUCUGCCUGACGCCGGGGGUCUCCGAGGAGGCCGCCGAGUCCCCGUGCGCCUUGGGCGCGGCGCUGAGUGCGCGUGGACCCGUCUACACCGAGCAGCCGGGAGCGCCAGCGCCUGACCUGCCGCUGCCCGACGGACUCAUGCGGUUGCCCUUCCAGGACGGCUGGCCGGGCAGCUUCUCUCUCAUCAUCGAAACCUGGAGAGAGGAGUUAGGAGAGCGGAUUGGAGGGCCAGCCUGGAGCCUGCUCGCGCGCGUGGCCGGCCGGCGGCGCCUGGCGGCCGGGGGCCCGUGGGCCCGGGACGUGCAGCGCGCGGGCUCCUGGGAGCUGCGCUUCUCGUACCGCGCGCGCUGCGAGCCGCCUGCCGCCGGGGCCGCGUGCGCGCGCCUCUGCCGCCCGCGCAGCGCCCCCUCGCGGUGCGGCCCAGGACUGCGCCCCUGCGCGCCGGUCGAGGACGAGUGUGAGCCGCCGCCAGCAUGUCGAGCAGGCUGCAGCCCAGAGCACGGCUUCUGUGAGCAGCCUGACGAAUGCCGGUGCCUGGAGGGCUGGGCUGGGCCCCUCUGCACGGUUCCUGUCUCAGCCAGCAGCUGUCUCAGCUCUGCCACCACUGGAUGCCUAAUACCUGGGCCGGGGCCCUGUGAUGGGAACCCGUGUGCCAAUGGGGGCAGCUGCAGCGAGACACCCGGGUCCUUUGAGUGUGCCUGCCCCCGUGGGUUCUACGGGUUGCGGUGUGAGGUGAGCGGGGUGACAUGCGCGGAUGGACCCUGCUUCAAUGGCGGCUUGUGUGUCGGCGGCGCAGACCCCGGCUCGGCCUACAUCUGCCACUGCCCGCCUGGUUUCCAAGGCUCCAACUGUGAGAAGAGGGUGGACCGGUGCAGCCUGCAGCCGUGCCGCCAUGGCGGCCUCUGCCUGGACCUGGGCCACGCCCUGCGCUGCCGCUGCCGCGCCGGCUUCGCGGGUCCGCGCUGCGAGCACGACCUCGACGACUGCGCCGGCCGCGCCUGCGCCAACGGCGGCACGUGCGUGGAGGGCGGCGGCGCGCGCCGCUGCUCCUGCGCGCUGGGCUUCGGCGGCCGCGACUGCCGCGAGCGCGCGGACCCCUGCGCCGCGCGCCCCUGCGCCCACGGCGGCCGCUGCUACGCCCACUUCUCCGGCCUCGUCUGCGCCUGCGCGCCCGGCUACAUGGGCGCGCGGUGCGAGUUCCCGGUUCGCCCCGACGGCGCGGACGGCGCAGGCGCGUUGGCCGCAGCCCCGCCGGGCCUCAGGCAGGGGGACGCCCAGCGCUUCCUUUUGCCGCCGGCUUUGGGACUCCUGGCGGCCGCGGGCCUGGCCGGGGCUGCGCUCUUGCUGGUCCACGUGCGCCGCCGUGGCCACGCCCGGGACACUGGGUCUCGCUUGCUGGCGGGGACCCCGGAGCCAUCGGUCCACGCGCUCCCUGAAGCACUCAACAACCUGAGAACGCAGGAGGGGUCCGAGGACGGCCCGAGUUCGUCCGUCGACUGGAGUCGCCCUGAAGAUGGAGACUCCGGAGCGAUUUACGUCAUAUCUGCGCCUGCGAUCUGUGCCCGGGAGGCCUGACCUGUCUCGUCUCCAUCCGCACCAGGCUAUUUUUGUUUCGCUUGGUGGUGCCCAAUCUCUGCCCCCAGACGCCUUGGAGUUCAAGCUGGAAGGGGUAGCUGGGAGAAUUUUACUGUGGACGUUGUAAAUAAUGAUUAUUUAUGUCCCAUUUUUUUCUCUCCCCAUCUCUCCAGAAACAUCUAUAAAGGCUCUUACUUUGGUCAGUUGUGACUUAC